Messenger RNA from Scophthalmus maximus (turbot), 3190 nucleotides. It is a transcript of the gene gata4, whose product is annotated as GATA binding protein 4. The transcript is spliced from 6 exons. The coding region runs from base 188 to 1369 and encodes 393 amino acids. Gene Ontology annotation, cellular component: nucleus. The record is from RefSeq and is a predicted model, not a curated record. Gene Ontology annotation, molecular function: RNA polymerase II cis-regulatory region sequence-specific DNA binding; DNA-binding transcription factor activity, RNA polymerase II-specific; zinc ion binding. Lineage: Eukaryota; Metazoa; Chordata; Actinopteri; Pleuronectiformes; Scophthalmidae. Gene Ontology annotation, biological process: cell fate commitment; negative regulation of transcription by RNA polymerase II; positive regulation of transcription by RNA polymerase II.
GUAGCGGAGGAACCUCGCCCGACUUCGCAGCAGAUCUGAUUCGAACAGGGACCAGAGGUCCUCGCGGAUUGUUUCAAACCACGUGUUUUUUUUUCCAAUACGCGGUCCUUUCUGUGCGUAAAGCCGCAUCCACACCAUCACCAUCCCCGCCCUUAUCAACACGGAUGUCCAGCUCCAGGGAGAGGACAUGUAUCAGGGCAUAAUGACAACCAACCACGGACCCCCCUCCUACGAGGCCGGGUUCCUGCACAACGCCUCGGCGGGCGCCUCCCCGGUGUACGUGCCCACCACCCGGGUGGUCACCCCCAUGAUCCCGCCGCUGCCCUACCUCCAGACGCCCGGCGCGUCGCAGCAGGGCAGCGGCGCGCCGGGCCACUCGGCCUGGGCGCAGCCGGGCGCGGACUCGGUGCCGUCGUACAACCACUCCCCGGUGUCCCCGCGCUUCACCUUCUCCACCAGCCCGCCGCUGUCGUCCGGCGCGGCCGCGGCCCGGGACACCCCGUACAGCAGCCCGCUGAGCGGCCGGGAGCACUACGGCGCCCGGGGCCUCGGCGGCUCGUACCACAGCCCGUACACGGCCUACAUGGGCCCGAACGUGGGCGGCACGUGGCCGGCGUCCCCCUUCGACGGCCCGGUGCUGCACGGUCUCCAGACCGGCGCAACUCCCGGCACAACACGGCACCCGAACAUAGAUCUGUUUGAUGACUUUGCUGAGGGGCGAGAGUGUGUGAACUGCGGGGCGAUGUCAACCCCCCUCUGGAGGCGGGAUGGUACCGGCCACUACCUGUGUAACGCCUGCGGGCUGUACCACAAGAUGAACGGCAUCAACAGACCCCUUAUCAAGCCCCAAAGACGACUGUCUGCCUCGAGAAGGGUGGGCCUGUCCUGCACCAACUGUCACACCACCACCACCACCCUGUGGCGGCGAAACGCAGAGGGGGAGCCGGUCUGCAACGCCUGUGGCCUCUACAUGAAACUCCAUGGGGUACCGCGACCCCUGGCUAUGAAGAAAGAGGGGAUCCAGACUCGCAAACGCAAACCCAAGAACCUCAACAAGUCCCAAACUGGGACUCCGGGCAGUGAGGGAACUCCAGUCACACCCAGCAGCACUCCCCGCACGGCCGCCGCCAUCACCACCAGCAGCACAGAGGAGCCUCGUCAGAUAAAGACGGAGCCGGAGGCUCACAGCUUGUUCACACACCACAGCGCACACACACAGAUCUCAGCCCUGCCGGCCUACAUGGCAGCUCAAGGUGGAGCCAUCCCUCUCAAGAUGGGGGGCCACGGCGGGUCUUCCGGCUCCAAAGCUGAGCCCUGGAACAACCUCAUCCUGGCCACGGCCCAGCAUCUCACACCAACUCACCUAUAACAACUAAACUCUCCCGACAGACUAGAGUCUUGGGACAGUGGGCCGCUGCUCUGGAUGCAGGUGACCCCACUGUGCUCUCAGUGCAAAGAUCUGGGACAGAAACAAUGAGGCCACAACAAAGACGGACAUCUUAAACACAACUGCGCAGACACUGUGUGUGCAAUCACAGCAAUCAACGACCGACUGGAGUUUGCGGUAGACAAUUGUGGAAAAGCAGCUCUCUUCAUUUAGAUCCAAACAACAACUUCUGAUAUGAAAAACUGUAACUGUGUAAGACGAUAACUUUUUUUUUCUUUUUGCCUUGUGAAUGCUUGGCUUAAACAAAUAACAGUAACAGUCAGAUCUCCUGAAUUAUUUUUUUAUUUCAAUUCAUUUGCCUUUUUUUCCCCUUAAUUUUAAUGAAAAUUUACCAAAGAAAUGAUAAGACAAAGAAAACAUGUAAGGACUCACAGCAGGACAUUUCUAUGUCAAAGGUAACACCGCACGGAGGAGUUGUAGCGGGUGUACUUAAAUGGUCAAUUCAUAUAAAUGAGAAAAACCAACUAUAUAUUUUCACACCUACCCCAGUGGUACAUUUGUAAAAGAUGUUUGAACAACUAGAGCGACUCCUCAGGAUAGGACACAUCCUGGCAAAUGUGUGCUGCUGGUCACUUUCUUUGUGAGCCACACACCUGUGUGAUCAGUUUUCAGUAUUUUCUACGUGUCUUUCUGUGAUUUAUUCAAAGAGACUGGUACAUUUGUUUUGGGUAUUUGAGCUCCUCAAAUGUGAUAUUCCAGUUAUUCGAACACCUCAGUUGUAAUGGGGUGGCAGCGGAAGUCUUAGCAGCUUUUAUCUCCACAAUCAAAAAACACAAACUAUCUACAUAUCACCGAAGGUAAAUAAGUUUUUUUUGUGUGCGUGAUUUAAAAGAAAAUUCUAAAUAAUCUAAUACAGUCAGGUAUAGUCACAUAUUUUAAAUUCUCAUGAUUGUGAAGUAAAAAUGACAUUUCACAGCACAUCCUAUUAAUUCUACAAAGACAAAAACCUACCACAAGUAUUUCUUGAAAACUUACUGUAACAGAGUGAACUGCUCUCUGCAUCAUUCCUCAACACCAGUGAUAUGACCUUUGGUAAAAAAAUUAUUUAAAGAAAACAAAACAAAAAACAUGAUCUACUCAGUUCAAUAGGAACUCCUCCACUGUGUUCCUUUGUCCUUAAGAUUUAAAGUAAAAAAUAAAAUAACAAAAAAGACACUAUAUUAUUAGUAUUGACAACUCUGUGAAAACAUAUGAUAAUACGAUGUAGCAAGAGUGACGCACAUGACUAAUAUGAUGUGGAUGGAAUUACUGUCACACAGCUCCCUCUGCUGACACAAGCAAAGAUGUGCAUCCACACGAAGCGCUUCAGAACCCUGCUAUUUAAUAUAUAUAUAUAUAUGUGUAUAUAUAUAUAUGUGUGUAUAUAUAUAUAUCUAUAUAUAUAUAGAUAUAUAUAUAUAUGUGUAUAUAUAUAUAUGUGUGUAUAUAUAUAUCUAUAUAUAGAUAUAUAUAUAUGUGUAUAUAUAUAUGUGUAUAUAUAUAUAUCAAGGUUGUAUGAUAAACCAUAUGAAGGAGUUUUCAGAACUGUACAGUAUAUUAGCAGAUUCUGCUUUAAUUUGCUUGUGACAAGCAUGGAGGCAACAUGUGUAAAUGUGGCAUGUGCCAAUGCCACAGGUAACUACCAAAAUAACAUGCAUAUGAGCAUAUAUGUAAAAAGGAAAGAAAAAAAAAACUCCACUCCAGUAUAAUUGUGUAAUACACCAUUUGUGAUAUAUUGUAAGUAAAGACACAGUGAGAGAUGAA